Molecule: messenger RNA, 2009 nt
Organism: Puntigrus tetrazona (Sumatra barb)
Lineage: Eukaryota; Metazoa; Chordata; Actinopteri; Cypriniformes; Cyprinidae
Product: kynurenine 3-monooxygenase
Exons: 15
Coding region: 296-1717 (473 amino acids)
Biological process (GO): L-tryptophan catabolic process; quinolinate biosynthetic process; NAD+ metabolic process
Cellular component (GO): mitochondrial outer membrane
Molecular function (GO): FAD binding; NAD(P)H oxidase H2O2-forming activity; kynurenine 3-monooxygenase activity
Source: RefSeq, a predicted model, not a curated record
UGUGUUUAUGUGUGUACGCAUGUGUGUGUGCGUAUGCGUGCGUGUGUUUAGUUGUGUGCGUGCGUGUGUGUGUGUGCGUGUGUGUGCGUGAUUGUGUGAGUGUUAAAAUUCGGUUCGAUUAUCACAUUCAUCUGGCUACAUAUUUGAUAAACUGCUGAUCCGGCUGGUCGAUGUUUGACUUUGCGUCGCUCCUCCUUCAAAAGCACAAGCCCCUACUUUAAAACUCUUAGAAACUCAGUCCCGCACUGACUGCAGCAGACCCCUUUUAACUCUUAGCACUUCAGGAUCGUUAAGCAUGGACCAAGUCUCCACAUACACACGUGAAAGCAGCAGUAAGAGGAAAGCGAUCGCUGUGGUGGGAGGAGGUUUGGUUGGAUCGCUGAACGCCUGCUUCCUUGCCAAAAGAGGAUUUGACGUUGCAGUCUAUGAAUCCCGAGAAGAUAUCCGGCAAGCAAAAGUCGUGAAAGGUCGAAGCAUCAACCUGGCCCUGUCACACAGGGGACGACAGGCCUUAAAACAUGUGGGAAUGGAGGACAAGAUAGUCUCUAAAGGCAUUCCAAUGCAUGCCCGUAUGAUCCAUAAUCUGAAUGGAAAACGCUCUCCAAUACCCUAUGGCAAGAAGGGACAGUACAUCCUCUCUGUGGACAGGGCUAACCUCAACAAGGAGCUGCUAACAGCGGCAGACGCGUAUCCAAACACUACGCUGAACUUUAAUCAUAAGCUGCAGGACUGGAGUCCAAAAACGGGAACAAUGACCUUCACUGGACCUGAUGGCCAGAAGACAGAGAUCCAGGCUGAUCUGAUCGUAGGCUGUGAUGGAGCUUUCUCUGCCGUCAGGAAGCAGUACCUACGGCAAAGUCGUUUCAAUUACAGCCAGACGUACAUUCCUCACGGAUACAUGGAGCUCACCAUGCCUCCUAAAAACGGGGAUUUUGCAAUGGAGCCCAAUUACUUGCACAUUUGGCCAAGAAACACUUUCAUGAUGAUUGCCCUGCCCAAUUUGGACAGGACGUUCACAUGCACACUCUUCAUGCCCUUUGAAGAAUUCGAGAAGAUCCGCUCCGGUGACGAGGUCAUUCGUUUCUUCCUGAAGUACUUUCCUGACGCUGUACCUCUAAUAGGAGUUGAGGCUCUCAAACAGGAUUUCUUCCGGCUGCCAGCUCAGGCCAUGGUCUCAGUGAAGAGCUCCCCGUAUCAUCUGUUUGAUAAAUGCGUUCUUAUGGGAGAUGCGGCCCACGCUGUGGUUCCUUUCUAUGGUCAAGGCAUGAAUGCAGGCUUUGAGGAUUGUUUAGUUUUUGAUGAGAUUAUGGACCAACUGAAUGAAAACCUUGCUGCUGUGCUUGAAGAAUACACCAGAGUCCGUGUACCUGAUGAUCACGCCAUAGCCGACCUGGCCAUGUACAACUAUGUAGAGAUGAGAGCACACGUCAAUUCCAGAUAUUUCCUGUUCCGAAAAUACCUGGACAAUUUCCUGCACUUCAUCAUGCCAAAAACGAUCAUCCCGCUUUACACAAUGGUCACAUUCACCAGAACGCGGUACCAUGAAGCGGUGAAGCGCUGGCAUUGGCAAAAUAAGGUGAUCACUGAAGGUCUGUGGCUGUGUGGAGCUGUAUCUGCUGCAGGAGGGACUUAUGUCUUGUUCAGAUACUCUCAUAAACUCCCCAGCAUCUCUGCAGAGCACCUGUGGAGUCGUAUACUUGCCUUAAAGCGCUUCUAAUGCACAGGACACCCUGUGUUGAUGUUUAGUAGUCUUAUUACGUCAGAGGAACAACUCUCAAAAGAUCUUUCAUGCCUCUGCACUGGACCGGAAUUAAAGUACUGUUCAACACAAGUUAAACAAAAAAAAUGCUUUGCAUUUCGUGUUAAGAUGCUGAUUACCACCGGAAAUCAUUUUUGAGUAAUUUGUCAAUUUAGUACACUUAAAAUGGGGGUACAGCGGACCAGCUUUCCAGAUGGUUUAAAGCAGAAAUGUAACUUGUAUGAUUAUUAAAGCACUUAUGGAAACUUUA